AUGAGGUUCUCAAAAGUGACGAACCCCAUUUGGGAGCUCUUGAUGGAGAUGUUCAUUCCUGGUGAUGGAUCAAACUCUUACAAGCCUGGUGCACUGCAGACCCCAUUUACUAAGUGUAACAUUAGAGGUUCCAUAGUUCUUCACUGGGGUUUAUCCAAGUUUGUCUUUGGUGGAGUGGUUGUUUCUGUUAAUUCUUUGGAAUUGGUUGGUGGAGAAGGGAAAGGCAGUAUGAAAUGGUUACUUGAUGAGGUAGCACAACAUGAAAAGGAGGCCGAGAGGUCCUUGAUGCACAGGCGCUCUUGAACUGAUUUAUACUGGCAGACACUGAAUGCAAAUGGGUUGACAAAAGAGAAACUUCUCAGUUAUGACCGUCUAUUUACAUCAGAGCCUCGUUUCAGAAGAGAUGCUAAAGAGGGUCUCAUAUGUGACCUUACCGUGUAUUUGAAGGCAUUAAGAAAUAACUGGGAUCUCGGACUGAACUCCACUGAUUCCUGUUGACAAGUCAUGG
Molecule: messenger RNA, 508 nt
Organism: Linum tenue
Lineage: Eukaryota; Viridiplantae; Streptophyta; Magnoliopsida; Malpighiales; Linaceae
Source: the annotation of a GenBank genome assembly